Marmota monax (woodchuck) is the source of this 1426-nucleotide messenger RNA. RefSeq names its product tektin bundle interacting protein 1 (gene Tektip1). The transcript has 4 exons. The coding region runs from base 567 to 1187 and encodes 206 amino acids. Lineage: Eukaryota; Metazoa; Chordata; Mammalia; Rodentia; Sciuridae. The record is from RefSeq and is a predicted model, not a curated record.
GCCAGUGGCCUCGGCGGUCUUAAGGCCUCCACGCCAGCUCCAGAACAUUCCGUCACUGCAGGCCCCUGUGUCCCCGAGUGGUCUUCCCCUCCCAGCCCGGCACUGGGUCCAGGUCCACCUCUGACCCCCAUCCCAGGUGUGUCCUGGGCAUCUGUGGCUCUCAGGUCCAACACUGCAGCUGUCCCCUCGCUCCUGCCCGCUGCCAAGGGACAUUCCAGCCUGUGUGUGGACGGUGCUGUGUGUCCCUUCAUCCCCCAUGGACACUGGGUCCACCCCGACCCCUGAGCACACAGGUCCUGCGCUCCUGCCCCGGAUGUAGGAGGACAGGGCGGCAAGGAGCCGAGAGGGGGGACCCCAGGGCCUGGGCCCCGGGCGGUGGACUGCCUGCCCCCCCAGGCUAGGACACACCAGCUGGGGGGCACUGGAGGGCUCCCCACAGCGGGGGAGGGAGGAGGGCCAGGGCAGGACCAGGGCCAGCCCCACCCCAUUGCCAGGUGGCCUUUGUUGCUGUCAACAAUGGCCCCAAGGGCCUUCCUGGCAGGAGCCUGUGGGACACAGAGGCAGACAUGCAGACCCUGAGGCGGGAGGCUGCCCGGCCCUGUGUCGCCCUGGGCACCCUUGAAACCGACUUCCCCGCUUCCCUGGACAGGGAUGACUAUGAGUCCCUGGAGGGGCCCCACUGGACACCGGCUAUCAAGCAGGCCACGCGCUGGAAGUACUCGCCCAUGGGACACGACGCAGCGGGCCAGGCGUGGUACCCGGGCCUGACCAGCUCGGAGCCCCGGGAAGCCUGGUACACCCUGCCCCGGGACCCCGACAGCCCGCACCGCGAGGCCUACUCCCGAUGGCACCGAUGCCACAACCACCGGGAGCAGGGCCAGCCCCCAGCCUACACCCAGCGCCUGCGGGAGACGGCCUGGCACGACCCCACCAUGCCCGCGCAGUACCGCGGCUCCAGCACGCGCUGGGGCAACGCGCUGUGGAGGGACCAGCCCCUCCGGGUCAAGGAGUACGUGGUCAACAGGAGCCGAUAUAAGGCGGAGCCGCACUCCCACGCGGCCGACUACGUGCCCUACCUGUCGGUGCCCCAGCGCCCGCGCUACACCACCCAGAACUACCGCCUCUGGGACCUGGAUCCCUACUGCCCCGCCACCGACCAGCCGUCCACCUACACACCCACCUUCUGAUAAAGUUCGUUCUGCCCAUGCCAUGGCCUCUCUGGCCACCGCCCUCUCUGGCCACCGCGCGGGGGACCCUCCACCCUUCAGCUUCUCCCCAGCUGGGUCUGCCCAGCCAGGGGCCGCACUGCUGGCCAGGGUGCAGGUGACCAGAGGCCUGGCACACCAGGGACGGCACACAGCUGCCCGCCCACGUUAGCUCCCCGAGUCCCCAUCCGUCCCCAGGAGAAGAGGAGUGGCACCCAGUG